GGAAAAGGACUACAAAUCCCAAGAGGCCUUGAAACUGGAGGCUUCCUGAAUCCUUGUUGUGCCUGGAAGUCCCUGUCCCUCUUUGAGCUUCGAAGGCGUCUGUGGUGGGCGGGAGAGAGGCUAUGUAGCAGAAGGCGGGGAGUAUGGAGCACCAGGGGAACCUUUGCUCCGAUCCAGCAGGGCGUUCCUCCCCCUGCCCUCCUUCUUCCAGCCCUGGUGGCGGGAGGGCGCCGAGAGAGGACACGCCAGUCGAGGAAUGCCCGCUCCAGCAUCCUGAUCUCGCCGCGGCCGAUAAGAUCCCGAUGGGAAGCCCGCAAGGGGGGCCUGAGCACCACGCCGCUCUCCCCGCUCCCCUUCCUCAGCAACGGGUAUCCAGAGGUACACUUCCGACACUAGAGCCUCUGGAGCGACAUCACCCUCCGGACCCAGCUUCCAUUCCCUUCACAGUUCAGUACAUGCAAGUGAUGCCCAUAAUAAGCUACGUACUGGUGACACCCGUAAUAGUUCAAAAACUAACACAUACUCCUCCGUCACUGGCAUCAGAGGCACGGUCUGGCUCUUCUCCUCUUUGCGGUAGAGUGGAAAGAGAUUCUCCCAUGCGGCCUCCUAUGCGGCUGGUGUCCUUUGAGGAAGUGGCUGUGUAUUUCACCAAGGAAGAAUGGGAUCUCCUAGAUCCAGGGCAAAGAGAUGUGUACAAGGAAGUCAUGCUGGAGAAUUAUGGGAAUGUGGCCUCUCUGGGUCUCCCCAAACCUGACCUCAUCUCUUGGCUGGAAAAAGGAGAAGAUCCAUUUGUCCAGGGCUCUGAGGAAGGGGAGAGAUUAUCAGGUACCUACUUAAGUGAGAGGGUUGAUGAACAGGACAGUGAGAAUUAUUGGAAGCUAUCUGUGGGGUCAUCAGAAAGAACCAAACAUGAAGCAGGAGAUGAAUUGUUUGGGAAUCAAAGGAGUGCAAAAUGGCAUGAGCAAAACCAGUCACAGAAAUGGAGGAAGGAGUCCUCUGACACACAUGGUAAAACCCAUACAGGAGAGAAGCCACAAGCAUGCAUGGAACAUGAAAAGAACUUCAGUGAUAGGGAACUGCCUAUAAAACAUCAGGCAACCUACACUGGGGAGAAACCAUAUAAAUGUAUGGAGUGUGGAAAGGGCUUCAGUUGGCACUCAAGGCUUAUUUCACAUCGAAGAACACACACUGGGGAGAAACCAUAUAAAUGUGUGGAUUGUGAAAAGAGCUUUAGACAUAAGGUGACCCUUAUUUCUCAUCAAAGAACACAUACUGGGGAGCAACCAUAUAAAUGCAUGUUGUGUGGAAAGAGCUUCAGUGGGAAGGAGGGCCUUACUUUUCAUCAAAGAACACACACUAUGGAGAAACCAUAUAAAUGCAUGGUGUGCGGAAAGAGCUUCCAUCGGAUUGGGAAUCUAACUGCUCAUCAAAGGAUACACACUGGGGAGAAACCAUAUGAAUGCAAGGAGUGUAGAAAGAGCUUCAGGUUCAAAAGCAACCUUAGAUUUCAUCAAAGAACACAUACUGGGGAGAAACCUUAUACAUGCAUGAUGUGUGGAAAGAGCUUCAGUCGGAAGGAGCGCCUUACUUUACAUCAAAGAACACACACUGGGGAGAAGCCAUAUAAAUGCAUGGUGUGUGGACAGAGCUUCAGUCGGAAGAAGUACCUUACUUCUCAUCAAAGGACACACACUGGGGAGAAGCCAUAUAAAUGCAUGAUGUGUGGAAAGAGCUUCAGUCGGAACGGGCACCUUACUUCUCAUCAAAGAACACACACUGAGGAGAUACUAUAUGAAUGCAUGGAUUGUGGAAAGAGCUUCAGCCAGAAAAUAAGUCUUAGUGAACAAGGAACUCACACCGAAGAGAAACCACAAAAAUGCAGGAAGUGUGAAAAGAACUCCAGUUGGCACUCAUGGCUUACUUUACAUCAAAGAACACACACUGGGCUGAAAUCGUAUAAAUAAAUGGAAUGUGAAAAGAGCUUCAGUCAGAAAAGCAACCGUAUGAAUGCAUGGAAUGUGGAAAGAGCUUCAGUGACAAAAGAAGGCUUACGUAACAUCAAAGAAUCUGUGCAGGUGUAACAUUUUAUAGAUGUAUGUAGUGUGCACCUUCUUGCUAUUAUUUUAAAAGAAAUUUCUACUAAACCUACUUUUGCUGAUACACAUCCGCUUUGGUCCCAUAAUGAAUUUCAACACCUGAGGAGUAUCUUUAUUUAAAUAAACCCAGUUAUCACAAUAUUUAUUCCACCUGCAAGAUAAAUGUAUCGAUAUAUGGGUUAUAUCCAUCUGUCAGCCAGGAUGGCAAUAUGGUCUGUGAGCGAUAGACAAAACUGGCCUAAAUUAAUAGAAAUAGUUGGAAAUGUAAAGAGCAGCUCUAAGUCAAGUGAAGUAGGCAGUAUGCAAUAGAGGACACAUUCUAGGAGUAAAAAGAAUCUGGAAUUAUAUUUUCCACUCUGAGAUUGACUGCACUUAUCCAGUGUAUUUAAGUUGUCCCUUUACCAUUGGACAGUAAUGGCUAACGUGAAACUUAGAAGCAUAAGUUGGACCUGGAGGAAGUAAAAUCUAAGUGCCUUCCUAGUGCAGUGGAUCAAUGGUUUGGCCCCACGUCUUGAGCUUAAGAUUGAGGAGAGCAUGGAGACACAACAGCAUGUUUGAACAUGUAUGGGAUCAAGCAAUCCAUCUAUUGGGCACUGAGUAACCUCAGGUCCUGAAAUAUUAAAGUGUACCCACAGAAAUAUACAAAGCUGUCACAGGCAUGUAAUGCCUUAGUUCCAUCAUCAGAAGUAAUUACGCUGGUGUCCCAACAGAUGUAGCAAUAUUUUUCUAACUUAGGAAAUACUAGCAUCACUUGAUAGUGAUCAACGAUAAAACAAAUGUACAAAAUGAACAUCCACCAUAACUAAUUCCAAUACACACAGCCCUUGAAUACUUGGCAGUAGUGAGUCUGUUGAGCAGAUAAAUAUGUAAUGUUAGUCAGCUGUGGCUAGUUAGGUUGCAGUCUAACACAGGUCUUCUCUCUUCUUUCUAAAUUUCUUCUCCUUUACUUUCUUCCUCAGACCUGUCUUCCAUUUCUUCAGUCUGCUGCUUGCUCUCCCAUUCGCUCUGGUCUCCCCCAAAAGUCUCUCCGUAACUGACUCUCAUUCUCUUCUGUCACCAUUCUGUGCUGUUCCUUUUCAUACAGUUCACAUUCUAAACCUCUUAGGAGAAGACUUCACAGGAGACUUUUAAAAAAAGGUGACUACUAAAAACUGGAGGACUUUGAACACUGACUUGAUGAAGGAAUGGACCAGAUAAAAAUGGCAUCUAGCCCUAAUGGAAAAACUGACCCACAGAUCACACUGAAGGAGAAAUGAAAAACCAGAGACCAAAUGGGCGGUGUGGGGUGGAGUUUUCUUCUGUUAGUCUUCUUUGUAGUUGUUAUAUCUGAAAAAUUAAUA
This is a messenger RNA of Rhineura floridana, 3436 nucleotides long. Its product is annotated as zinc finger protein 436-like. Lineage: Eukaryota; Metazoa; Chordata; Lepidosauria; Squamata; Rhineuridae. Gene Ontology annotation, biological process: regulation of transcription by RNA polymerase II. The record is from RefSeq and is a predicted model, not a curated record. Gene Ontology annotation, molecular function: RNA polymerase II cis-regulatory region sequence-specific DNA binding; DNA-binding transcription factor activity, RNA polymerase II-specific. Bases 144 to 1964 code for a protein of 606 amino acids. The transcript has 6 exons.